AUGGAGAAUCUACUGGAAGCCAUUCAAGCUUUCCACCUGAGAUUUGACCCUCAGGAUGAAAAGAUGGCCGACAUGAAGACAAAGCUGAGCCAAAACACGGUCAUGAUCAGUAGUCUGGCCAAGGCUCUAGAGUUUAAUGCUGCUGAAGUGAAAGAUUGUAAGGAGAAGAUGGCUGUUAUGGAGUCGGAGGUGUCAGUUCUACCAAAGGAAGUCAAUGAGCUCCAAGUUAACUGGAGAGAACUGGAUGGUUCUGAACCAAGAUGGAAGCUGAGGAUCAGAGGGAUGAAGGAGACGAUGGGGGAAAACAUUCAGCAGGACGUGGUUCACCUCCUGGGGAAGAUUGUUGCAGAAUGGGCUGAGAGGAUGGAUGAAUACGUUGAUACGGUUCAUGGGCUGGGGAAGAAGGAGGAGAAGCCAACCCGCCAGAUUAUUCUACAGUUUACCAAACGGCAGCAUAGAGACGGCAAAAGGAAAAUGACUAAAACGUCUCCGCUUUGGGAGUCCACUGGUGUCCGUUUUCCAGAAGAUCUGAUGAAGGAGGAGCGGCUGGAGAGAGAAACUGUGGCCCCAGAUUCUUCAGGCGAGGAAGGUGUGGAAAACUGGAGAACAGUCAGUGAGAGCGGCAGGAGGUCUGAGGAGUUAAAGCGGUUCUGUGUCGUUCCAGAGGUAAACAGGCUGAAGGAGAAGGUGCUGCAGCAGAACCAGGGAGCCGGCGGGCCCUCAGAGGACCUGGACCUGGCCAAGGAUGAAGCUUCACCAGCUCAGGAGAGCUUAAAGAUCCUGACAGAGAGGAGCCAGGCUGAACGCAGGAGGUGGCAGGAGGAGAAGCUGUCUCUGAUUGGUCAAGCCAAAGAGGCAGAAGACAAGAGGAACCAGGAAAUGAGGAAGUUUGCAGAAGACCGAGAGCGCUACUGCCGCCAGCAGAGCCUCUUAGAGUCCAAGCUGCUGGAGAAGGAGGCGGCCAUGGAGAGCUGGAGGAAGGAGAGGGACGCCCUGGUUGCUGCCCUGGAGGUGCAGCUGCAGAAGCUGCUGUCCAGCCAAGCAGAGAAAGACAAAGUCAUCAAGGAGCUGAGUGAGCAGAGCUCAAAGCAGCCAGCAGAGGUCAGUGUGGCGCCACCGCUUCCUUCCUCCUACGUCCUGCUGUCUCCCGAUCUACGAGCAAACACCCGGAUCCCUCAUAAGCGCUCGGAGGAAGACGCUCCGCAGUCAUCUUUACGUUGACAACUGUCUGGACUACUUUGGCGAGCGAUCAUGUAUGCGUAUCCCGUGUUGCGUAAAACUCCUCAGGGUCGACUCCUGAUGGGGCCGACUGAGGAGGCAAAUAGGAGUACGGUGGUGGUGGCCGGGAGGGCCCGGCGUAAGGAGGAGGUUCUGGCCGAGGCCGCUGCCUUUGUGAGGCAGAACGGAGGGGAUCCUGGUGACCAGUUCCUGGUUCUGGCUCAUUGUAAGAUCCAGUUUGGAAAACACCAGAACCAGAGGUUCCGCUGGCUGCUGGAGAACUCCCUGGGUUACGCGGUGUAGCUGGUCAGCAGCAUCACGGGGGAGGAGGAGAGGGAGGAGCCGCUGUCGGCCAGCAAACACCUGUUCCUCAGGUACACCUCCCAGAUCAGGGAGAUAGGGGAGGCUGUGGAGGUGUAUGGGAAGAAACAGGCCUUGCUCCAGGAGGCCCAGAGGAGCGGUGACUCUGGGUGUUUGAUGGUGGAGUUUGGCGACUUCAAGGGCAGGUCCAUGAAGGAGGUCCAUGAAGGAGGUGUAUGAGGAGCCAGGCAAGGAGGCCCAGGCUCUGGUCACCUACCUGAAGACAGCAAAGGCCAGGCCAAACACCAACAUGGCCCUUUUCAAGGACUAUGUGCUGAAGAGGCAGGCUUCAGCUGUAGCCCACCUGCCCACUGUGACCGCUCCUUCCUCCUCCUCCUCCUCCGCUGCCACUCCACCUGCUG
Molecule: messenger RNA, 1940 nt
Organism: Fundulus heteroclitus (mummichog)
Lineage: Eukaryota; Metazoa; Chordata; Actinopteri; Cyprinodontiformes; Fundulidae
Product: kinesin-like protein KIF20B
Exons: 6
Coding region: 1-1221 (406 amino acids)
Source: RefSeq, a predicted model, not a curated record